GCGGCUUCGCAGACAUCCUCCUCCCGGCUCGCCCCGCUCGCGCGCGGACAUCCUCUCCCAGGCCGAGGCCGACGACCCCGGCGUGCCCGCCUACGCAGUCGACCUCCUCGACGCGCUCGUCGCCAGCGAGCUGGACGUCUCCCUCCGCACACCGGCCUUCGCCCACGGGCCGCCCCGCGCACCCCGCCGCGCGCGCGCACGAGAGCGAGUCGUUCGGGACCGCCGCCGCGCGGAUCCUCGCAGACACCUCCCUCCCGCCCUCGCCGCGCGCGGGGUCCCCCGCGCCCUCGCGGUCGCCGGCACGCGACAGGAGCACGUCGGCGACCUCGAUGCCGCGUGGAUCAACGUGGCGAUCCCCCGCCCGCGCGCGAGCGCGUCCAAGGCGGGCGCGGGCCCGUCGAACGCGCAGAGGAUCCGGAGGAGCCUGCACCUCGGCGGGCUCGGCGCGUCCAAGUCGAACCCGAACAUGAAGGCGGCCGCCGCGGCGCACGCGCACGCGCACAGCAGGCUCGGCUCGGGCUCGCCCCUCCGGAGCGCGCUCGCGCAGACGUCCAGCUCGCUGUCGUCCGUCCCGGAGAGCCUGGCGUCGAGCACGUCGGACGACGAAGACGGCAACGGCAACGGCGACGGGAGGCGGAGGCGGAGAGGAGGGGGCGGGGAGGAGAAAGGCGGGCCGCGCGGAGGACGCGAGGAUGGCGGAGAUGGGCGCGGACCUGGACGAGAGCAGGUUUGGGGGAAGCGGAAGUGGAAGUGGACUGCUGCUUGGAUCAUUUUGGGACUUUGCUUGCGAAAUCUCACAUGCUACUACGACUACUCUCUUGCUUCAUUUGACGGGCUAUGCUGUGUCCUCGUUGAGUACGACAUUGACAACCAACACUAG
Molecule: messenger RNA, 880 nt
Organism: Fomitopsis serialis
Lineage: Eukaryota; Fungi; Basidiomycota; Agaricomycetes; Polyporales; Fomitopsidaceae
Exons: 3
Source: RefSeq, a predicted model, not a curated record